Molecule: messenger RNA, 2094 nt
Organism: Ilyonectria robusta
Lineage: Eukaryota; Fungi; Ascomycota; Sordariomycetes; Hypocreales; Nectriaceae
Product: Dynamin central region-domain-containing protein
Exons: 6
Coding region: 1-2094 (697 amino acids)
Biological process (GO): peroxisome organization
Cellular component (GO): cytoplasm; peroxisome; membrane
Molecular function (GO): GTPase activity; GTP binding; microtubule binding
Source: RefSeq, a predicted model, not a curated record
AUGAGCGGUUCCCUCGCUACGCCGGGUGGCAUCUCGGAUCCCGCCCUUAUCCAGCUCGUCAACAAGCUUCAAGAUGUCUUCGCGACCGUUGGAGUCAACAACCCCAUUGAUUUGCCCCAGAUUGCUGUCGUUGGUAGUCAGUCAAGUGGAAAGAGUUCAGUGCUUGAGAACAUUGUCGGUCGAGACUUCUUGCCCCGAGGCUCCGGUAUCGUAACUCGACGACCCCUCGUCCUCCAGCUCAUCAACCGUACCGCGCAGACCAAUGGCGUAAAGCAAGAAGAUAUCGACGCUGGCUCAGACAAGGCCGCCAACCCCGACGAGUGGGGAGAGUUUCUGCAUAUCCCCGGCCAGAAGUUCUACGACUUCCAAAAGAUUCGUGACGAGAUUUCCAGGGAAACCGAGGCCAAGGUUGGUCGAAAUGGCGGCAUCUCCCCUGCCCCAAUCAACCUGCGCAUCUACUCUCCCAACGUCCUCACCCUGACCCUGGUCGAUUUGCCCGGUCUGACCAAGGUGCCGGUGGGAGAUCAACCCCGAGAUAUCGAGCGACAGAUCCGAGAGAUGGUUCUCAAGUACAUUGGAAAGUCCAACGCUAUCGUCCUUGCGGUCACCGCCGCCAACCAGGAUUUGGCCAACUCGGAUGGUCUGAAGCUUGCGCGCGAGGUCGACCCCGAAGGUCAACGGACGAUCGGUGUCCUGACCAAGGUCGACCUGAUGGAUGAUGGCACAGACGUCAUCGAUAUUCUCUCGAACCGUGUCAUCCCUCUUCGACUGGGCUACGUCCCUGUGGUCAACCGAGGUCAGCGAGAUAUCGACAACAAGAAGGCCAUCAAUGUGGCGCUGGAGGCGGAAAAGAACUUCUUCGAGAACCACAAGGCCUACCGCAACAAGAGCUCGUACUGCGGAACGCCUUAUCUGGCCCGCAAGCUCAACCUGAUCCUCAUGAUGCACAUCAAACAGACCCUCCCCGAUAUCAAGGCCCGAAUCUCCAGCUCCCUGCAGAAGUAUUCGUCCGAGCUCGAGAGCCUUGGUCCCUCCAUGCUUGGCAACAGCGCCAACAUUGUUCUCAACAUCAUCACCGAGUUCACGAACGAGUGGCGAACAGUCCUGGACGGUAACAACACUGAGCUGUCCAGCACCGAACUGUCGGGUGGUGCCCGUAUCAGCUUCGUCUUCCACGAGCUCUACUCCAACGGUGUCAAGGCCAUCGACCCGUUUGACGUUGUCAAGGAUGUGGAUAUCCGCACCAUACUAUACAACUCGUCUGGUUCCUCCCCCGCUCUCUUUGUGGGCACCACCGCCUUCGAGCUGAUCGUCAAGCAACAAAUCAAGCGACUCGAGGACCCCAGCUUGAAGUGUGUCUCCCUCGUCUAUGAUGAGUUGGUCCGCAUCCUAUCGCAGCUGCUUGGGAAGCAGUUGUACCGCCGGUACCCUGGGCUCAAGGAGAAGAUGCACACUGUCGUGAUUGGCUUCUUCAAGAAGGCCAUGGACCCCACCAACAAGUUGGUCCGGGAUCUCGUCUCCAUGGAGUCGUGCUACGUCAACACUGGUCACCCUGAUUUCCUCAACGGCCACCGAGCAAUGGCCAUCGUCAACGAGCGAUACAACCCCGCCAAGCCUGUUCAGGUUGAUCCCAAGACUGGCAAGCCCCUUGCCUCAACUCCCCGUGCUGCCAGCCCCACUGUUCCUGAGGCCGGUGCCGACGGAAACAACUCGGGCUUCUUCGGUAGCUUCUUUGCUGCGAAGAACAAGAAGAAGGCCGCCGCCAUGGAGGCUCCUCCCCCUACACUAAAGGCCUCGGGCACCCUCUCAGAGCGUGAGAACAUUGAGGUCGAAGUCAUCAAGCUGCUGAUUUCCUCGUACUACAACAUUGUGAAGCGAACCAUGAUUGACAUGGUUCCCAAGGCCGUCAUGCUGAACCUUGUCCAGUUCACCAAGGAUGAGAUGCAACGAGAACUCCUCGAGAACAUGUACCGAACCGACACCCUAGACGAGCUUCUGAAGGAGAGCGAUUUCACCAUCAGGAGACGGAAGGAGUGCCAGCAAAUGGUCGAGUCUCUCUCUAAGGCCAGCGAGAUCGUCAGUCAAGUACAGUAA